Molecule: messenger RNA, 730 nt
Organism: Cyclopterus lumpus (lumpfish)
Lineage: Eukaryota; Metazoa; Chordata; Actinopteri; Perciformes; Cyclopteridae
Product: zgc:103586
Exons: 5
Coding region: 269-676 (135 amino acids)
Cellular component (GO): cytosol
Molecular function (GO): cytidine deaminase activity; zinc ion binding
Source: RefSeq, a predicted model, not a curated record
GCAGGAAUGCCAGUUUUAAUUAAAAAAGGGUGAUUUGAUUUUGGUUGUAGUCAAUUUCUCUGAACUUUGGCGCAUCUUGGCCGUUUGUUCGAUGUCCUCUUUUUUUCUCGCGAGAAAACUCUGACAACAGUCACGACGAUCGAUGACGCUCCGUUCAGCCGGCCAAUCAGGUGAAGGUCAACAAUGCACGUGCAUCGGUCAUGAUCACCGCUAUUUUUUUGCUCCCUGUCGACAAACCUGACCGGUUUGCGAAAACUCUUCAUGUGCAAUGGAAGAUAAAGUCAAAGAGCUCGUGUCAAAGUGUCUGCAGGCCCGGGACAUGGCAUACUGUCCUUACAGCCGGUUCCCUGUCGGUGCCGCCAUAUUAACAGCAGAUGGCGCUAUAAUCACAGGGUGUAAUGUGGAGAACGCCUCCUACGGUCUGACGGUGUGUGCUGAGCGGACGGCCGUCCAGCGGGCCGUGGUGGAAGGACACACACGGUUCACUGCCAUUGCUGUGACAUGCGAUAUCAAAGACCGUUUUGUUGGGCCAUGUGGAGCAUGUCGACAGGUUCUUAUGGAGUUUGGAUCAGACUGGAUCGUAUACUUGACCAAGCCGGACGGAUCUUACAAAGAAACCAGCCUCAGUGAACUGUUGCCUCUAGCCUUUUCUCCGGCCCACCUGGCAAAGAACUGAUGAAACCUCAGCUGCCUCUUUAGACGUCACUCUUUUUUUAGACAUCACUCUUUU